CCGACUGUGCAAGCUUCGGGGCAGAGGGGGAGAGGAGGCCGCCACUAGCAACUAACCUCAGCUUCUUAAACUCAACAGAAAGGUCGGAGGGGUUGUUGGAAGUGCCAGGAACCCCGUGAUUCUCUCUGCCCGCCAAAGAGAGAUGAAAACCCAAGUUGUGCGGUGCAGCUUUAAAGGGGCUGGUGAUUGACAGAAUGUGUAGCAGUGGAUGGGGUGGAGCCGCUGGGUGGGGUCUGGGACAGGCAGCUGGGAGAAACCAAAAGGAAGAAAAAAGAAAACCAUAGCCCCUGAUAUCGCUAAUGCCAGGCGGGAGAAGCUAGCCAGAAAGGGAGGACAAGAGGGUUUUAGAGCUCACCUCCAUUCCUACCCCGAUCGACUCUCUCAAACCCUUCUGUCUCCUUUUGAGAUAAUUAAAAUCGAGUGUACACCGCCCCUAGUCGGUGCCCAUUCACCCUAACUCUCCACUGAACUAGGUUUGUAGUACGAGGGAGUGAGGACCCCGAGUCCACCAGCUCAACCCCGGCCCCGCCCCGUCGGCCUGGCCCGGGGCUGGGAGGAGAGGAUGCCUUUGGAGGCGCAGAAUCCGAAAGAAGGCUUUGGAGUGUGCAGCAGCAACAACGGCAGUAAAGGGAUCUUUUUGUGGUAUAUUCUCCUGGGUUCCUGUCUUGAAGGAGUCCUCCGCCUCAACUUUGUAUUCAAGUAGUGCUUUGGGGUUUGGGCUGGUUUUCUUAGCUCUUAGCCCCCGGCACUCUCCUCAAGGGUGUGUGGAGUUCAGAGGAUGGGUGGAGAGUGGGUUUGGCCGGAACUGAAUUGGUAGAGGUGAAAGGGGAACGGAGGAUCCUCAACCUUGGCCACUUGGGCCCAGCGAACCCACUUUAUUUUUAGCCGAGGAAAAGAGCUAAAAGAGCAUUGCAGCAAGGGGAAGAUUCUUUUUAGGAAGUCGGUUUUUCUGGCUCCCCAAUUUGGGGUUGGAUGCUUGAGAGCUUUGUUUCCCUUGUUUCGAGGGUGGUCCAGCUGGGUCUGAAUCGACUCUGUCGGCUCUGGCCCUCCUCCUCAUUUCCAGCCAGGAGAAAAAGAGGAGGUGGGGGGCCGAGAAAGAGAAGGCAAGAGCGAGCCGCCUGGCGCGCUGUCAGACAGGGGCGGGUGUGAGGGAAACAGCUGUCUUGCGAUCAGGAGUAUGAGCCUCUCAGAGGACCGCAUGAGCUCCGGACACUUCAGGAGUCUCCAGCUAGUGACAUGGGCGAUAUGGAUCAACUCAUAAACAACUUGGAGGUCCAACUUAAUUCAGAAGGUGGCUCAAAGCAUAUAUUCAAACAGGUCACUGGCCCUGUUAAAAUUAGAGAUUCCCUUAAGGCAGCAGACAGAGGUAAUAUGACAUCUCCACCACUCCUGGAUGCCAACCCCAUGGAGAACCCAGCACUGUUAAAUGACAUCAAGAUUGAGCCCCCAGAAGAACUUCUGGCUAAUGAUUUCAACCUGCCCCAGGUGGAACCAGUUGACCUCUCCUUUCACAAGCCAAAGUCUCCUCUUCAGCCUGCCAGUAUGCUGCAAGCUCCAAUACGUCCUCCCAAGCCACAGUCUGCUUCCCAGACACUUGUAGUAUCCACUUCAACAUCAGACACAGGCACUUCAGCAAACAUCCCUACUGUUCUGACCCCAGGCUCUAUCCUGGCCUCCUCUCAGGGCACUGGUGGUCAGCAGAUCUUACAUGUGAUUCACAGCAUGCCCUCAGUCAAUCUGCCAAAUAAGAUGGGUAGCCUGAAGGCCAUCCCAGUGAUGGUGCAGUCACUGCCCAUGGUGUAUACUACUUUGCCUGCAGAUGGGAGCUCUGCAGCCAUUACAGUCCCACUCAUUGGAGGAGAUGGCAAAAAUGCUGGAUCAGUUAAAGUUGACCCCACCUCCAUGUCUCCACUGGAGAUCCCAAGUGACAGUGAGGAGAGUGCAAUUGAGAGUGGAUCCUCAGCUUUACAGGGUAUUCAGGUACAAGAGCCAGCAGCAAUGAGCCAAAUGCAGGGAGAAGAGUCCCUUGACUUGAAGAGAAGACGGAUUCACCAGUGUGACUUUGCGGGAUGCAGCAAAGUGUACACCAAAAGCUCUCACCUGAAGGCCCACCGAAGAAUCCAUACAGGAGAGAAGCCUUAUAAAUGCACCUGGGAUGGCUGCUCCUGGAAAUUUGCUCGCUCAGAUGAGCUAACCCGCCAUUUCCGCAAGCACACAGGCAUCAAGCCUUUCCGGUGCACAGACUGCAAUCGUAGCUUUUCUCGCUCUGACCACCUGUCUCUGCACCGCCGGCGCCAUGACACCAUGUGAGCGGCACAGACUGCACUAGAAGAGCUGCACUGGUCUCUUUCUUGUGUGUGUGUGUGUGUGUGUGUGUGUGUGUGUGCGCGCGCGCGCGCAAUGGAAUCAUGACCAUCUUUUCCUCUUUGACUCAGCUUGCCUCUGGGAUGGGAUUGGAACAGUUCACUGAGCCAGGCUGACGAAACUGGAGGAAAAUAUAGCUGAUCUUCCAUAGGGACUCUUUAUAUUCCACGUUCAUUUCUCCACUGACUAGUCCCCAGUUUUUUCAACCUCCGCAUGGGUUGAAUUCCAGUGCGGCACCCAUGGUUGCCCCCCUCCCGUCCCUGUUAUGAGAUAGGACAUUUUUCCUACAAUAAGAAAACAGGAAUCAAAUUCAAGGCUGUGAACAAACAUACGCUGCUUUUUGUUCUUAUUUUCCUCUUGUUUUAUAGAAUUCUUAUCAUAUUUCUGAAUCAGUACAUCAAAGUGGUUGGUAGUGUCCUAAAUUGACUUUUUUCAAGUUCCUAGACAGAAGAGGGCAUAACAUUGUAGUUGGCUGGUAAGAUUUACAGGGAUUUGGGUCCUGAGUAUAGGGCACAUUCUCAGUGAAUAAGCUGAGUCCCAUACCAAGCUCCAAGGUUUUGUAAAGCCAAUCCUAUUUGUUCUUACAGUUUGGUUUUCAGACAGUGCUGGUGCUUCUUGCUUCUUUAGUCCAUCAAAGGGAAUGAAAGGAUCUUUUUGUUCUUCUCCUUUUCCUCCUCUUCUUCCUCCUCCUCCUUCAGGAUUAAAGAUUUUGCUGCACAAUUACAUUCUUUGUUUUGUUAAAUUUGAACAAAAAUUCAAAGCACACAUCGACGUGCCAGUAGCGUAAAAAGUGUUCCAGGAGAGUAAGUUGGGCAGUGACAGGAACAAGUAGACCCAGGAUGAUCCUGAAAACAAAUAGAGGAGGACUUUUUAUGGAUAGGAUAUCAAAAGUGCUAUAAUCACAAGUCUCAUUCAAAUGGCAAUCUGUUGAGACAAUGUCUUGAGGGGCUACACUGUACUGUUUAUUCUUCUGUUUACAUAAAGCAACUGUUAUGUGCAUAUUGCAUGAUAAGAAAUGACACACUGGGGCCAUGUUAUACAGAGAUGAGGGGUUGGAAGAAAAAAAUGUGUUAAGUACAUGGCAUUAUUAGCAUGCAUUCCUAUGUUUCAAAUGGAACUAUAAGAGGCAUUUAGUGAAAACUGACAAACAGAAAGCAAUUUGAUGUUCUGCAACUGCUAUGAACAUCUAAGCCAUUUAUUUUAGCCAUUAUAGCAUGUUGCAUAAUAUACACACUUGUUUACCCAAUCAAUGUUUUAUAAUAGUCUCUGGGACAUAAAACCCUCUGUUCCAGGCCCUGGACCUCAGAUCUACCUCCACAUGGCAUAUUUCCUCUCCUGGGGUCAGGGAGGGGAGGUUUGCAUCACUUAAUUGUGGACACAGCCUCUCUCCUGGAAAAGGUUGUCUUCAUACGGUACCCCUUUUCCUUGGCAGAUAUUCAACCAGUCUCUCUUGAAUACUUCAGGUCAUUACUUCCCAAGGCCACCUAGUCUGACUAAAUCAUAGAAUUCUAGCACCAAGAAGGGAUCCUAUUAGCUAUCUAGUCCUACCCAUCAUUAAUAUUUUACAGAUGAGACAAAUACGGGUCAGAUUCCUUCCCCAGAUGUUUCCUUGAGGCCUUACAGACCUGGACACCCAUUCUCCCAGGGAUCACAUUAUUAAACCAAAUUAAAGAAAAUUUUACAUGAUUGGUUGCAGUAUUUGCCCAAGUUUAUAUGUUAGGCUUCAGAAAAAUUUAGACCACUCACAAAAUCAUUUACAGUUGACUAAAUUGUAAGUAAAAUGUGCUUGUGGUCGUUGAUAUAUAACAUUAGGAACACAGUUUUUCUAUUCUAACACUUUCUAUAAUAUCUCAGGUUUGCUUUACCUCAUUUCAAGUUACAGUGUCUUUUCAGACCAUAAACCCUCAUAAAUUUAAGGACUACCUGUAUUUUUCCAAAUGAUAUGUAGAUUUUUACUAUUUUAGCCUUGUUAUUUUGAUAUGUUUUACCCUGACUUUAAGUGUGCAAGUUCCACACUGUAGACUAAUUGUUAAAGCACUAGGAAAUAUCUAGGGCCAAUCUGUUAAAGGGGACUUCUAUGCAGGUGUAAGACAGGUUGUUAAAGGUGAAUUGCCAUCAUACAUAAGUUAAGCUUAUAAUUGAGUAGUUGAUAUGGUAUUUCACAGUAGAGUCUAAGGGCUUACCCAUUUUCUCCAGAGUUUGGAUUUUAGACUCCUUUUCCAGGGUUCAUAACUGACCUGUGUCCAUCAGGAUCUUUUGCAUUGGAGCAUAUGAUCUAUUUAUAAAUAAAGGCUAUAAAACAUAGUGUUGUACUAACUAGGAUAAUCAAAUUAGAAUUCCAAAUAUUGGUAUCUCUAAGCCUUUAUUCAAAUUUUUUCCUGCAAAGUAAUGAGGGACUUUGUUAAUGCUUUAUUAAUUGUCUAUGGUCAGGAAACAAUUCUAACCCUAUUUUCAUUGCCCUCUUCCCUCCAAAUAAUGAUAAAAUCUUUACAAAUUAUUUCCAUAUUCUUUAAGAAAUAUAUCAACAUUCAUUAAGAGUAUUUCAUGGGGCACAGGUACUCGAAUACAGUAUAAUACUGUACCACACCAAAAGCACAUAGAACUUUGCUAAAUAGACAGUGAGAUGGAAAAUAAUUGUCUCUCUUAGGUAGCAUUUGGAAUUAAUUGAAUUUGCUGUGCUCACACCAGCUAACCACCAUUAUGUGGACAGUUGCCUAGGGCAUGGAAAAUGGCCUUGAUCGAUAGGGUUGAAUAAUAUCUUGGAAUUUAUUGCAGUGGAAUUCCUCCAGCUGUAGAUGAUUGGCAAUUGAACAUUACUAUUGAUAAUUAUGAUUGGAAAAUUCAGGAAAAACUAUGAAGAAUAUGAACUGCUGAGUACAUUAGGUGGAGUGCAUUAUAGGCAAGACAGAAAGGUUUGUGAGAAUAAAUUCUUAAAUUCUUUUUAAAUAAAGUUUUUAUUUUAAGACAGUUUUAGAUUUACAGAAAAAUUCUGAAGAUAGUACAGAGUUUCCCUAUAUCUCAAACCCAGUUUUCCCUAUUACUAACAUCUUUCAUUAGAUGUACAUUUGUUGCAAUUAAUGAAGUACUGAUACAUUAUUAUUAAUUAAAGUCCAAACUUUAUUCAGAUUUUCUUAGUUUUUACCUAAUAUCCUUUUUCUUUUCCAGCAUCCUGUUCAGGAUACCACAUCACAUUUAGUAGUCAUAUAUCCUUAGGCUUCUCUUGGUUGUGACAGUUUCUCAGACUUUCCUUGUUUCCUAUGACCUUGGUAGUUUCAAGGGGUCCCUCAAUUAAUAUCUGUCUGAUGUUUUUCUCAUGAUUAAACUGAGCUUAUGGGUUUGGGGGAGGAAGACCACAGAGGUGAACUGCCAUUUUCAUCACAUCAUAUUAACAUGACUUAUACCCUUGAUGUUAAUCUUGAUCACCUGGCUGAGAUAGUGUUUGUCAGGUUUCUCCUCUGUAUUCCACCCCACCUUCCAUAAGGUGGAAGGAAAUCACUUCCAUAAGGUGGAAGGAAACCCUUUGGAAGGAAAUCACUAUGUGCAGCCCACACUUAAGGAGUGCUUAGCUAUGCACUACAUGCCUGAGGGUGAGUAUCUACAUAAAUUAUUUGGAAUUCUGCGUGGUAGAGUUGUCUUUUCUCCCUCAUUUAUUUAUUUAUGCAAUCAUUUUCUUGUAUCAGUAUGGACUCAUGGAUAUUUAUUUAGUACUUUGGGUUAUAGUCCAAUGCAACUUAUUUUGUUACUCAAAUUGUUCCAGCGUUGGUCAUUGGGCACACUUUUGGGUUGAUUUCCAUGUUCUUUUGACAGACCCCCAUCUUUUUUUUAGCACACCUUUAUUUUCCAGCACUACAAGAUGCUGCAAGCUCAUCCUGUAUAUUUUUUUUUGCCGAAUCCUGUAAUCGACCAUUUCUUUAAGGAGUCCUGGUUUCUUUUAAUGGAGAAUUGUAUUAGAAAUGAAGAUCUGGGCAUUAGGUAUGCUUGUUGCUACUUGUAUUUUUGCUUCUAAGUCAUCUCAGCUAACAGAGCAAGGAAAUAUAUGUGUGUGCACUAACCCAUGUAUAUCUAUACAUACAUAUCUACAAAUAUUUCUGUAUGUAGUCAUCCAUAUCUUUAUUAAGCUAAACAUGAGUUCAUACUGAUGUCUCCUACUCCAAUCCCUUACCACAUGGAUCAUCUUAUCCUAGCCUUUUGCCUUUGUUCACUCUAACCUUCCACUCCAACAGUGAGAAACCUGGCUCCCACACGUUGCCAUCUACUUACUUACUUGUUCAGUUCCAGAGUACCUGUAUAGUGGUAUCUGAAUUGUUAGCCUGUACACCUGUGGGAACACUUAGAACACAGUGCUUAGGUACAUGAUAGUAACAGUUUUAGAACUCUAACAGCUCUUUGAAACAAAGUGAUCUGCAAAAUUCAGGAGUCGAUGACCUGAGUUCCAGGAACUUGGGGUGUAUCCUACCCUCAAAAGGUUUUCCGAAGAGCAAAACCAUUGGGAAUUGAUCUAAUCUUUAAUAAGCCAAGGGAAAUUAUUGAUCCUCCCUAGUGUGUUAAUAGCUAUAUAGAAAUAGGUAUACUGAAGAAAGUAGGUGUGCCCAAUUUAAAGAAACACUUAGCACUGUCUUUUCUCACUGGUAAAUAUGGCUCUCUGACAAUAGAGGUGCUACCCUAAGUUACCUCUCUUCCAUAUUUUCCCAUCUCUCACUUUAUUGAUCUUAGGCAAGUCACAUCGCCUCUCUGUGCCUCAGUUAACCCAUCUGUAAAAUGGGGAUCCAAAUACCUACCUCACAGGAUUGUUGUGAGGAUUCUCAUUAAUGGAUGUUGGCAAAAAUUACAAGUGAUCCUUAAAUGAACAACAAAGUAUUAUGAUUACCAUUAUGAUGAUAAUUAUAGUACUCUAUAUUUACCCUAGAAAAAGGAGAAGAUUAGGCUUCCUGGAUGAUAAAGAGCUAAAUUUGAGUAAGUAACAAGGAUAAUUGAAGAGUGGUCGCUGGAAGCAAUAUUAUCUCUUCCUCUCACUUUCCCUACAUUCUCCUCAUUGCUAACUAUAAGAUUCUCAUCUGUUUUUAUACUCAAAGCAUAUUAGGGUCUAAAGGAAUAAGUAGGCAAAAUCCAUUGCUGUAAAAGCUGUAUUCUUCCCCUUUCCUCACUCUGCCUGGACCACAUUACAUGUCACCCUGUCAGAAGCACAGAGGCAAUCUCCCACAGCCCUUCAAACUUUGGCCAGUCCAGCAUCACCAGUUACAUUUUGUCUUUCCACACUUAUUAUAUUCUGAACAGUAUAGGUAGAA
Messenger RNA from Delphinapterus leucas (beluga whale), 7649 nucleotides. Lineage: Eukaryota; Metazoa; Chordata; Mammalia; Artiodactyla; Monodontidae. The record is from RefSeq and is a predicted model, not a curated record.